Molecule: messenger RNA, 1211 nt
Organism: Electrophorus electricus (electric eel)
Lineage: Eukaryota; Metazoa; Chordata; Actinopteri; Gymnotiformes; Gymnotidae
Gene: nudt1
Product: nudix (nucleoside diphosphate linked moiety X)-type motif 1
Biological process (GO): DNA protection
Cellular component (GO): cytoplasm
Molecular function (GO): 8-oxo-7,8-dihydroguanosine triphosphate pyrophosphatase activity
Source: RefSeq, a predicted model, not a curated record
UAAGUAAGCAGAAAGUAGGAUGUAUCGAUGCGUAUGUGUGAGUUACGUGUCAAUCACGCUGUUAUAAAACUUUGCAGUGGGCGCAGACACUCCACGUGAUCAACCUAGAACGCACGCGGGAAUGGAUCUGCAGCAUUCAUUAUUUAGUAGCGUUCAUUAAUUCAAAUAUUUUUCUUUAACGUUUAUCGUAACGGUUUUAAUCCAUCGUUUUAUUCGUAUUAGGAGUGUUCACAGUUCGUACACAAGAAAUGUUUACAAGGAAGCUACUGACUCUGGUGCUGGUGGUGCAGCCUGGGCGAGUAUUACUUGGUAUGAAGAAGAGGGGUUUUGGAGCGGGCAAGUGGAACGGUUUCGGAGGAAAAGUUCAGUCAGGAGAAACCAUAGAACAGGCUGCUAGGCGGGAACUGCUGGAGGAGAGUGGUCUGACUGUAGACACACUGCAUAAGAUUGGCAAUAUCACCUUUGAAUUUGUUGGAGAGAUGGAGCUAAUGGAUGUCCACAUCUUUCGAGCUGACGCCUACACCGGCGAGCCCACAGAGUCUGAGGAAAUGAGGCCUCGGUGGUUUGACGUUGACAAAAUCCCCUUUGGAGAAAUGUGGGCUGACGAUGUCCUGUGGUUCCCCCUGAUGCUGCAGAAGAGAAAGUUCUUGGGCUACUUCAAAUUCCAGGGUCACAAUGUGAUAGUGGAACACAAACUGGAUGAGGUGCAGGACCUUUGAUUGGAUUCUCACACCUUUGUGGUUACAUCUCACAGUGAUGGGCCUCAGUCGUGGUUGAGGAAGUGAUUGCCCCAAUUUGCAUUGAGAAUGUGCUCAUACCAAACACACCACUAGUCCCUCUCUCUCACACAUACACAGCAAAAUACUAUAAUAAUCAUUGUUUAUGCAGUUUGUACUUUCUUUAAAUAAUGAGUACGUUCUCUUAUGAUUGUGGUUUCUGAAGGAAAAAAACAGCCAUUUAGAUUAAUAUAGUCUGUAUUAAUUGUCUACUUAAGAAAUAAUUCUGUUUUGUAACAUUCCUUUCUUAAGGUAAUAUGGUUAUCAUGUAAUAUUACAAUAAGAAAUACGGAAGUCAUUCUUUACUGAUUUUGUUUUGGUUUUUUUUAUGUUUUGUGGACUAUGGAAUGUUCAAAUUCAUAGUUCUCUAUGCUGUUUUUAUUUCUAAGAUAAUGUCUCUAAUGUCAGAAAUCCCUAUAAAAUUCUUACACUAUU